Molecule: messenger RNA, 2075 nt
Organism: Oppiella nova
Lineage: Eukaryota; Metazoa; Arthropoda; Arachnida; Sarcoptiformes; Oppiidae
Source: the annotation of a GenBank genome assembly
AUUUAUAAUAUAUCGCAAUAUCUAUUAAAAACAGGCGAAUCCUUAACAUAUGACCCGUCAUUCAAAGGACCCAUAAAAAGCCGAAGUUGUACUGAUAUUCUAUGUCUACUUGUUUUCAUUGCUUUCAUCACCGGUUGGAUAAUAAUCGCGAUUUUAGGGUUUAUUAGUGGAAAUCCAGAGAAAUUAAUAUAUCCGACAGACACUUAUGGCAACAUAUGUGGCCGGGGAGAUUAUCGUGAUAAGCCGUAUUUGUUUUUCUUCAAUUUAUUGAAAUGUGCCAAAAACAUAAACGAAAAUAUUUUUGAUAGAUGCGAUACACCCCAGGUCUGUGUGUCUCAGUGUCCGGACCAAACAUUUUCUUUGUAUCAUUUGACUCAAUUGGAUGCUAAUUACAAGAACUCAAUAAUAUGUAGAUAUAAUGUGAUCCCAACUAAUGAUAAUUUCCAACAACUCAUAAAAGAUGACAAAUGCGCCGGAAUUUACUUCAAGAGCGAGCCCUUCGGGGGGCGUUGUAUCCCAUCAUUGCUCUCAAUGAACGGCAAGAAUGUGAUCGACGAGAAGAACAAAGGGGUGACGCUUUCGGACGACGAGAAUACUGCCAUCGAUUUGGAGAGAAUUAAAAAAACAAAUCAGGGACUGGCGUUAGCUAUGAUUGUAUCAUUUGCAUGGAUUGUAUGCAUGCAAUGGUUCGCACAAAUCAUGAUUUGGUUUUCAUUACUGGCAGUUGUGGUCCUCAAUGCCUAUGGACUUUAUUAUUCACUUAAUCGCUAUAAAGAUUUAGGUGAAAGUGAUGACAAUAGGAAUGACACAUUAAAUGCAAACCAAUAUAAUUUCCGGAAAUCAAUGGACACAGGAUUAGACUCAUAUCUAACAAAUCGCAAAACUUGGUUUGCAUUCAGUAUAAUCUGUGCCUUAAUAUUAUUUGUUAUGAUUUUAGUCUUAUUAUAUUUACGGAAACGUAUCAAAUUAGCCAUUGCACUGAUAGAGGAGGCCAGUAGGGCCGUCUCGUGUGUCAAGUCUUCGCUAUUCUUUCCCAUCAUUCCAUAUAUUCUGCAAUUAAUUGUAAUCUGUUUCUGGGGUUCAGUCGCUAUUAUGAUCGCAGCCUCUGCUCGGGCUAACUAUCGUGACCCUCAGACUGGGCAGGAAUGCACUCCCAAUUCAGAUCCCAACCUAAGCUCAAAUACCAUUACAAAGAAAUGUAUUUUUAUAAAAUAUUAUGAGGACAAUGUUAUAAUGGCAGCUCAAGCCUAUAACUUAUUUGGACUUCUUUGGGGACUAUUCUUUGUAAUAGGAAUUGGUCAAGUAAGUCUUGCGGGUGCUUUUGCCUCAUAUUACUGGGUAUUUAAGAAACCAAAAGAAGUGCCAUUCUUUGCUGUUUUCGGUGGUUUUUAUCGCUGUCUCAGAUACCAUAUCGGUUCAGUAGCAUUGGGUUCACUACUUAUAGCAACGGUUCGAUUCAUUAGAAUUAUUAUUGAAUAUAUCGACAAGAAAUGCAAGAAAUAUGCCAAUAAUUGCAUUGCAAAAGCAAUUGUUUGUUGUCGGUGUUUCUUUUGGUUAUUGGAAUCGUUUAUGAAAUUCAUUAACAAAAAUGCAUACAUAAUGAUCGCAAUCUAUGGCAAAGGCUUCUGUAGCUCAGCAUCCAAUGGGUUCUCUCUGAUACUGAGGAAUGCCACUCGAGCCGUAGUGUUGGACAAAGUGACAGAUCUGUUGCUAAUAAUCGGCAAAUUGACGGUCACUUCCAUUGUAGCCGUCCUUUCAUUCUAUGUUUUUACUCAGAAAUUUGAAUUCAUCUCAAUUCCUAGUCUACAUUAUAAUUGGGUUCCUAUAGUUGUCAUAACAAUUGGCACUUAUCUCAUUGCCAGCAGUUUUUUCAGCGUUUAUCACAUGGCAGUCGACACACUAUUCUUAUGUUUUCUUGAAGACUGCGAACGAAAUGAUGGCUCACAAGAGAAACCCUAUUAUAUGUCUCGUAAUCUGAUGAGAGUUUUGAGCAAAAAGAAUAAGACAUGAGUUUUAUCUCGUUUUUAGUAUUUAUUUUAAUCUCAUUUUAUAUAAGUUUUUUUUUAAACAUUUAA